Molecule: messenger RNA, 586 nt
Organism: Megalobrama amblycephala (Wuchang bream)
Lineage: Eukaryota; Metazoa; Chordata; Actinopteri; Cypriniformes; Xenocyprididae
Gene: lsm5
Product: LSM5 homolog, U6 small nuclear RNA and mRNA degradation associated
Exons: 5
Coding region: 107-382 (91 amino acids)
Biological process (GO): mRNA splicing, via spliceosome
Cellular component (GO): U6 snRNP; Lsm1-7-Pat1 complex; U4/U6 x U5 tri-snRNP complex
Molecular function (GO): RNA binding
Source: RefSeq, a predicted model, not a curated record
CUGCUGGUGUGCGCCAAGCGCGUUUCAAACAAUCGAUGGUUGCUAGUAUCGAUUUCUAGUGUCUGUCAUACAUUUUGGUGACCGAUUAUUCAGGUCUAUUAUCAAAAUGGCGGCAGUAGCGGCAACAAAUCCUUCGCAGCUUUUACCUCUCGAGCUGGUGGAUAAAUGCAUUGGCUCUCGGAUUCACAUCGUCAUGAAGAACGAUAAAGAGAUUGUGGGAACUCUGCUCGGGUUCGACGACUUUGUCAACAUGGUCCUUGAGGAUGUGACAGAGUUUGAGAUCACUCCAGAGGGAAGAAGAAUCACAAAACUGGAUCAGAUUCUGCUCAAUGGCAAUAACAUCACAAUGUUGAUUCCAGGAGGAGAAGGACCAGAAGUUUGAGAAACGUGUAGCACCUUCCAGAAAAUAAAUGUAUGAUUUUUGUUCCUGUUUCAUGAAAGAAUUGAUCACUACUUUUUUGUUUUUUUUUCUCAAAGAUGCAUUUUCAUUUCAUGAGUUUUUCCAUAUAAGUUCUUUUAUUCUUUAGGUGAUCCAAAAUGGUUUUGUAAACAUUUGUUGCUUGUUACAAUAAAACAAAUAAAUUAA